AGGCGCUGUCUGCUGGUCAGCUCGGGGUGACUGAGAAAAGAACAGCUGGAUUAUCCACUCGCGGUACAAUGUGCUGUUGCUCAGUUUUUUGGAACUUAGCUACAUCAUGGCAAGAAUUCGCUCCACACGCAGACUACGCUGUUGGAUGGUAGACCAGGUGAAUAUCAACAGUGGGCGGUACCGUGGCCUGAUAUGGGAUGACGACGCUAAGACCAUGUUCCGUAUUCCCUGGAAGCAUGCCGGGAAACAGGACUUCCGCAGUGAAGAGGAUGGCGCCAUCUUCAAGGCGUGGGCAGUGUUUAAGGGAAAGUUACCUGACGGGAGUAAUGCUGACCCUGCCUCCUGGAAGACCCGGCUGCGCUGUGCUCUCAAUAAAAGCCCGGAAUUCCAAGAGGUCAACGAGAGGUCACAGAUGGACAUCCCCGAACCCUACAAAGUCUACCGGCUUGUACCCAUGAGUGAACAAGCGUUGGGGACUGUUAACAUGAAGAGCCCAGCCAAAGCAGGGGGGAGGAAGAGAAAGUGCAGUGAUUCAGAAAAAAUGGAGGAGGAAGAGGAGGUGGAGGUCAAACAGAUGAAAGAGGAAAUUGAGAAAAUCGUUCAUAUCGUCCUGCAAGACCAGGUCGAUAAGCCCUUAGACAUCCUGAAGAGUGAAAGAUCACAGGACUCAUACCAUGUCUCAGUGAAGUACCUGGGACGGGAGGUGCUCAAAUGUGUGGUCAUAGGCAGCGAUGUCCGGAUCGCCUACCAGCCUUCCUUGCCGGUUCCCCCCAUGCCAAUGACGGACAGGUUUCCGUGCAUCCAACUCCCAGAACCCCCCUCCACCCUGACCUCCAGCCCAGGCAUUGGGCCUCAACUCCAAGCCCUUUCAAACCUGCUGUACCUCAUGGAAAAAGGGGUGAUGCUGACUACCUCAGAGAAUGGGGUCUAUGCAAGACGCAGCUGCGUGGGCCAAAUCUUCUGGACUGGCCCACAUUCAGCCACCGUGGGACCGCACAAGAUGAACCGUGCUGUGGAGCCUGAGAAGCUGUUUGACAAAGAGGUUUUCAGAAUGGAGCUGGAUCAUUUCCGCAGCUGUGGGGGAGACCCUCCUCGGUGUGACAUCACCUUGUGUUUCGGAGAGGAGUUCAGUGACACAGAAGAUCCAUCCAGCAAACUCAUCAUCACACAGAUAACCCUACCCUGGGCUCAGCAGCAGGUCAAGGAAGCUGAAAACACUCUGGAAUCAAUGACCUAAGCAACAUUGCCAGCCAAUCAAGAGAUGUCACCAUCAAUGCCAAUGCCCACAGGAAUAUUGUAUAUUGAACUGAAAUUCGUUUUUGCCUGAAGCACUCAGAACUAAUGCCAAGUCUUCUCAGAGCCACAUGAACCACUCAACUGAAUAACACUACAUCGAAUUGAAGACUUGACUUAGGGAUAGUCCUAAGGAUUGGCCUUUAUCAAUUUAAGAUUGUGAUGAAACAGUGCUGUUCUAAAUCAUUUUCAAGUCAAUUUGGUAUGGAGUCAGAGACUUUUGUAAAUGCGGUCAUGAAUAUGGAUAGUGCUCCUGUCUUAAGACACCUUUUGGUGUCCUCAUGUCCUUACAUUUCUGUAAAUGUGUAACUUCCAAGUUUUCACGAGUCCACAAGACUUGAAAUACCCAAAGUUUGGGUGUACCAUUCCUAUUUCUUCUGUGUAUGUCAAGAAAGACAACUCACUGUAUUGAUAUAAAGGAGAGUCUUUCACAAAAUAUCAUUCUACCCAUAUAAUUUAGCCUACUGGAAUCAAAAAUACAGUGAAACUGCACAUUUUAGAGUGGCCUUUUAUUGUGGCC
This is a messenger RNA of Esox lucius (northern pike), 1813 nucleotides long. Its product is annotated as interferon regulatory factor 4. The coding region runs from base 107 to 1237 and encodes 376 amino acids. NCBI's taxonomy places the organism in Eukaryota, Metazoa, Chordata, Actinopteri, Esociformes, Esocidae. The transcript has 9 exons. Gene Ontology annotation, cellular component: nucleus. The record is from RefSeq and is a predicted model, not a curated record. Gene Ontology annotation, biological process: regulation of transcription by RNA polymerase II; immune system process. Gene Ontology annotation, molecular function: DNA-binding transcription factor activity, RNA polymerase II-specific; protein binding; RNA polymerase II cis-regulatory region sequence-specific DNA binding.